AUGAGCAAUAAAUUUGAAUACAUAGAAGCAUUUCACUCAGAACUUGGCCACUAUUAAAUCAUUUGUUUAUAUCCAUUAAUUUAAGAGUACUACCAUGUUCAUUAUGAUCUGACAUGUGCCAUAGCCAAUUUCAUCAAUUAAUAUAGUGAUUUAUGCAUAUUUAAAAUUUUCAACGCUGAGUCAAGAAAAAAAUAUGAGUAAGAUGGUAACUAAUAAGAAUAAGGAGAGCGAUAACCUAUACAAGCAUAACCAGAAUAAUAAGUAUAAUAAGAUUAUGAUAAUAUUAUUUGGGAUCUCUAUGAAACUAAUUAAAACUAAGUAAAAGUGAAUAACAAAUUCAAAAUCUUACAAAGCCACAUGAAAAAUUUCAAAGAACAACUUUUUAUACAAUUCUCUUAUUGGAACAUUGAUUAAAAGGUUGGAUAUUUAAAAAAAUGCAAUAAGAUAAUUGAUUAUAUAGAAGAGAAGUAAAAGAAUAUAAUGAAUAAAAAUACUGAUACUUAAUUUUUGGAAGAGGACGUUGUAAAAUUUAUAGAACAAGAAUUGAAAACGAAUAAGAAUGAAUAAAUAAUAUGA
Molecule: messenger RNA, 576 nt
Organism: Paramecium tetraurelia
Lineage: Eukaryota; Ciliophora; Oligohymenophorea; Peniculida; Parameciidae
Exons: 1
Source: RefSeq, a predicted model, not a curated record